AUGGAAGUGGUGGUGUUCGAUGUCUUGGGGAUUGAUUUUAUGGGACCCUUUGUGAGCUUUGGUGGCAUGAAGUAUACCUUGGUUGCGGUGGACUAUGUAUUAAAAUGGAUAGAAGCGGUGGCUUUACUUAACAUUGAGGCUAAGAGUGUUAUGGUGUUCCUAAAGAAGAACGUGUUUACUCGAUUUGGUACUCCGAGGGCUAUAAUCAGUGAUGGUGGUUUCCACUUUUGCAAUAGAACCUUCGCGGGAUUGACAGAGAAGUGUGGUGUUAAACAUAGGGUGGCCACAACCUAUCAUCCUCAGACAAGUGAGCAAGUUGAAGUCUCCAAUCGGGAGAUUAAGAGUAUUCUAGCUAAAACCGUGAAUGCAAACAAAACUGAUUGGGCUUGCAAGCUUGAUGAUGCUCUAUGGGCUUACCAGACUGCCUUUAAGACUUUGAUUGGAACUUCACCCUUCAAGCUUGUUUUCGUCAAAGCUUGUCACUUGCCGGUUGAACUUGAACAUAAGGCUAUGUGGGCCUUGAAGAAAUUGAACAUGGAUUGGGAAGAGGCGACCAAACUCAAGUUGUUUCAACUCAAUGAGAUGGAUGAAUUUCGGUACCAGGCGUAUGAAAGUGCAGCACUUUAUAAAGAGAGGAUGAAGCAGUGGUCUGGUCCGUUUCAGGUGGUAGGUGUUUCACCCCAUAGAGCGAUUGAACUGAAGUUCGGAGAUGGAACUCGGACAUUUAAGUUGAAUGGGCAGAGGGUGAAGCACUAUCAUGGAAUGGUUGAUGGGGAUAGAAUUGUUGACCGAUACCGGUUGAAGCACCUUGGAACGAAUGCUGACCCGGUGCAUGCCGACCAGGGAAUAGGGUCCGAGUCCACAAAGGAAUUUAUACCUCCACCAAAGGUUCAAAGGGCCCCCACACAAGGCACAUCUACACCCCCAACCAUGACACCGUCCAGGUCCGAGUCUGAAGCCUCCCAGUCUGAAGAGGGGGAUUCUGACGCGGAAGCAGCAAGCAAAGGUGCGACCCAACAAACUGAGCAAGAGAGUGGCUCCGAGGAGCCAAGUUCUAGCCAAGCUUAG
Lycium ferocissimum is the source of this 1068-nucleotide messenger RNA. RefSeq lists its product as uncharacterized. Gene Ontology annotation, molecular function: nucleic acid binding. Bases 1 to 1068 code for a protein of 355 amino acids. The transcript is spliced from 4 exons. Gene Ontology annotation, biological process: DNA integration. Lineage: Eukaryota; Viridiplantae; Streptophyta; Magnoliopsida; Solanales; Solanaceae. The record is from RefSeq and is a predicted model, not a curated record.